Purpureocillium lilacinum is the source of this 366-nucleotide messenger RNA. RefSeq lists its product as uncharacterized. The record is from RefSeq and is a predicted model, not a curated record. Gene Ontology annotation, cellular component: endomembrane system; endoplasmic reticulum; membrane. Lineage: Eukaryota; Fungi; Ascomycota; Sordariomycetes; Hypocreales; Ophiocordycipitaceae.
AUGGCCGGCAAGUUUGAGCCCAAGGUUCCCGUGAACCUGAACCCUCCCAAGGACGACCCCAUCUCCCCCGAGGAGCUGGCCAAGGCUACCGGCGUUGACGGCGGCAAGUGCUACGUGGCCAUCAAGGGCAAGGUCUACGAUGUGUCGGGCAACAAGGCAUACCAGCCCGGAGGCUCAUAUCACGUCUUCGCCGGCAAGGACGCCUCCCGCGCCCUCGGCAAGACGUCCACCAAGCCCGAGGACGUGCAGGCCGACUGGAGCGACCUCGACGACAAGGAAAAGGGCGUCCUCGAGGACUGGGUCACCUUUUUCUCCAAGCGCUACAACAUCGUCGGCGUGGUCGAGGGGGCGGCCAACAUGGGAUGA